Messenger RNA from Symbiodinium sp. CCMP2592, 945 nucleotides. Lineage: Eukaryota; Dinophyceae; Suessiales; Symbiodiniaceae. The record is from the annotation of a GenBank genome assembly.
AUGGGAAACACCUGUGGCUGCUGUGGGGCACGAGACAAAGGGCCUGAGAAACGGCCUGAGACAGGGCCUGCGGCCUUGCCUGAGGAUGCCAGUGGUGGAGCUGAAGACUAUGGCUUUGCUCUGGCGAAGAACGACCGGAAGAGGAUGGAAGAUGCGGUAGCUGUCAAUGAGGAUGUAGCUGGCUACAAGCUCUUCGCAGUCUUCGAUGGCCACGGCGGAGAUAAGGCGACAAGGCUGGCUCAGCAGCUGCUGCCCGAGCAGCUACAUCAGCAUUUGCAGCAGGCUGGCUGCAAGAAGAAAGCCGGUACUGAUGCAUUCACGGCCCUUGAUGAUCGCCUCUGCUCGAUGUUGCUUGAGGAGGAGAAGAUGCCGAUGCCCGACACGUCCUCCGGCACGGUCGUCUGUGCGGCCUUAGUGGCGCGCAAGGAGAUCCUCGUGCUAAAUGCGGGCGACUGCAGACUUGUGGCGAGUGAAGGCGGCACCGCAGCGGCAUACACGACGGACCACAGCCCCGAGAAGAACGACCAGGAAAGAAAGCGCUUGGAGACACUGGGGGUUUGUGUGGAUGGCGGUUAUGUGGAUGGACAAAUUCAGGUGUCAAGAGCACUUGGCAACAUUGGCCAGACAGGCAAGAAAGUGCCCGGAAUCAUCUGCACCCCUGACGUCAGCGUUGUGAGUAUCCAAGAUACCACAGAAUUCGUCCUUUUGGCGACCGACGGGGUCUGGGAUGCGAUUCGGGAGCAACUGGCUGUGACCACCGCCCGCAAGGUUCUGAGGGAAACUCGCUCUCCGGAAGCUGCUGCGAAAGCAGUACUUGAAGCUGCUGGCAAAGCUUCCAAGGCAGACAAUUCGGCGGUAAUUGUCUUGUCGUUUAACAUGCCAGAACCCCUUCCGAAACGCGAUUCCGAGCAGCGUCGUUUCCAGUUCUCUUCCAAGAAGGAGUGA